Rhizopus microsporus ATCC 52813 is the source of this 812-nucleotide messenger RNA. RefSeq names its product ribosomal protein L6. The record is from RefSeq and is a predicted model, not a curated record. Bases 47 to 745 code for a protein of 232 amino acids. Lineage: Eukaryota; Fungi; Mucoromycota; Mucoromycetes; Mucorales; Rhizopodaceae. Gene Ontology annotation, biological process: translation. Gene Ontology annotation, molecular function: structural constituent of ribosome; rRNA binding. Gene Ontology annotation, cellular component: ribosome; mitochondrial large ribosomal subunit. The transcript has a single exon.
AUUGUUGUUGCCCCUAUCUCUCUGUCUCUCUUUUUCUUAAAUAACCAUGUCCAGGUUGACCAUUGCAACAAAGUCACUAUGUCAAGCAGCAGCAACUCAGUCUAGACGACUUAUUCACACUUCUGUACCAACCUUGUCUCAUAUUGGACGUAAACCAAUCACAUACUCUCAAGAGAUCAAGAUUGAACAUGACUUGACACCUAUCCUUGAACCUCGCAUUCCCUCUGAAUUAAACAACACAACACUCACAGUCACUGGACCACUUGGAAAGCAACAAUUGCCAAUAAAACCCUUUGUCAAGCUUAACUUUGAACCAGCGCCCAAAGAUGAUCCUAAUGCCGAAAACACACUUCAAGUGACAAUUGAAGAUGAAAAAGAAAAGAAACAAAAGGCAAUGUGGGGAACAACUCGUGCAUUGAUUAAUAAUGCAAUUGUUGGAGUAUCAGAUGGAUAUAAAGUUCAUUUACGUCUCGUCGGUGUUGGUUACAGAGGUGCACUCGAGAACAACAAUAGAACCUUAUCCCUAAAGCUUGGUUACUCUCAUCCUAUCCUCAUGGACUUACCAGAGGGUGUUUCAUGCGCAGUGCCUCAACCUAAUCGUAUUGUACUGCAAGGUAUCAAUUUACAACAUGUGACUGAAUUUGCUGCAAAGAUUCAGCGCUGGAGAAAGCCUGAACCUUAUAACCAAAAGGGUAUCUUUAUUAACGAUGAGACAAUCAAGAAGAAGGAAGGAAAGAAGAAAUAAAUAACACAAAACCAUUUGUGCGCAUGUAGUUAAUAGUAGCAUAGAGACAAAAAGUAAAUAAAUCCCC